Molecule: messenger RNA, 615 nt
Organism: Lecanosticta acicola
Lineage: Eukaryota; Fungi; Ascomycota; Dothideomycetes; Mycosphaerellales; Mycosphaerellaceae
Source: the annotation of a GenBank genome assembly
AUGACAUCCCCCACCCCCCGAACCCUCGACCAAGCAAGAAUAAACUCCCCCACCUCGCACCCAGACUUCCAACUCCCCUGGAUCCAAGCCAUCCUCUGCAACCCCACGACCAAAAUCACCCCCCUCGUCACCUCAGGCUCACAAAGGACCUCCGAAGAAAACGCAACAAGGAACAACAACACCAUGCUCAACCAAACCCUCACGCACCCCACCGGCCUGCGCGCCCGCAUCACCUUCCAACGCCCCUGCACGGAACCAGACUCCCUGACCAAACGGGAAUUCUGCUUCCUCCUGUCCCUGGGCACCGGCCUCGACGGGGCUUCCGGGCGCGCACACGGCGGCUUUUCCAGCCUGGUGAUGGACGAUUUGCUGGGGAAUUGUGCGUACACGGAAGCGGAGCGCGGCGGGUAUCCGCCGGCGACGGCGACGUUGACGGUGGAUUACCGGGCGCCGGUGAAGACGCCCGGGGUGGUGUUGGCGCGGGCGUGGAUGGUUUCGUGGGAGGGGCGGAAGAUUUGGCUCAAGGGGGUGGUGGAGGAUGGAACGGGGGGUGUUUGCAAUGCGGCGAGGGCGUUGUAUAUCAAUCCGAGGGAGGAGGGAAAGGCGGCUUUGUGA